AUGGAGAGCAAUCUACAACGCGCUUCCCUAACCAAAGCACUGACGGCAGCGGCAGCAGCAGCAACAGCAGCAGCAACAGCAGCAGCAACAGCAGCAGCAGCAACAGCAGCAACAGCAGCUGCAGCAGCAGCAGAAACAGCAGCAGCAGCAGCAGCAGCAACAGCAGCAGCAGCAGCAGCAGCAACAGCAGCUGCCGAAUAA
This is a messenger RNA of Eimeria mitis, 201 nucleotides long. RefSeq lists its product as uncharacterized. Gene Ontology annotation, molecular function: ice binding. Bases 1 to 201 code for a protein of 66 amino acids. The record is from RefSeq and is a predicted model, not a curated record. Lineage: Eukaryota; Apicomplexa; Conoidasida; Eucoccidiorida; Eimeriidae. The transcript has a single exon.